This is a messenger RNA of Haliotis rufescens (red abalone), 10778 nucleotides long. RefSeq names its product cation-independent mannose-6-phosphate receptor-like. Gene Ontology annotation, molecular function: signaling receptor activity; D-mannose binding. Gene Ontology annotation, biological process: lysosomal transport. The transcript has 43 exons. Bases 22 to 7287 code for a protein of 2421 amino acids. NCBI's taxonomy places the organism in Eukaryota, Metazoa, Mollusca, Gastropoda, Lepetellida, Haliotidae. The record is from RefSeq and is a predicted model, not a curated record.
ACUGCGCACAGUGUUGUGAAAAUGGCGACUGCCAGCAUGAAAAGUUGUCCGUACCUCGGACAAUCGAUGCAGUCAAGCAUUUUGCUGUUCAUUUUCAUAAUAGUUGUUUCAUCAAUACCCCAAAGUUUUGGAGAUGACUGUACUAUUCACGGAUACGAUGUCAAAAUGCUUUCAAAAUAUAAUCCUUGGAUAUCGUCAUCAAACGAUGGCAACACAACAUACAAAAUUAGCUUGUGCGAAGCUGUAAGAGUUUCAAACGCAGCCAAUGAGUGUCCUGCAAAGACAUCAGUCUGCCAGCUGACCAGGGGAGAGAAGUCUGUCUCUCUUGGCAACUACACAUCUACCUUCAAUACAACAAAAGAUAGCAAAGAUGGAGAGGUUAUUGUAUUCUUCCGUGGUGAAUCAUGCCCAAGGAUGCCGACGGAAUACAGAACGACUAUCAUUUACUUUAAGUGUGGAAAAACAUUGGGCUCACCAGUAUUCUUGGGAGAGUUUGAAUGUUCCACGUACUUUGAAUGGGAAUCUCAUGUGUUCUGUGAAGACAUUACUAAACCUGUGAAUGAAGUGCCUUGCUAUCUGUAUCUCAAGAAUGAAAAAUAUGACUUAUCUCCCUUGGCUAAAACAACCGGCGCCCAUUUUGUGGACUCAACUGUGAAUAGCCAGUUUUACAUCAACAUCUGUCGAGACAUUACAGGAGCUGGCUCUGAUCCGUCCAGCAAAUGUCCUGUUGGCUCAAGUGCGUGUCGGAUCCUUGAUGGCAAGGGGGAGGAUAUGGGCCAGCCAUUUGGCGGUCUACAGCACUCUGUUGACGGCAACCUGUUGCUGCAGUAUAAGACUUCUGUAAAGCCAGCUGGAUGUGUGGACAAUCCAACUACAACUAUAACAUUUGUGUGUCCUGCCAGAGGAGGGAGUAAGGAUCCUCUGCUGAUUGAUGACAGACUCUGUCACAACCAGAUCGAGUGGAAGACAGAGUAUGCAUGUCCAGAAUCCUCACUGACCAGUGACACAUGUAUGCUUACCCAGGAAAACCACCACAUCGACAUUGAUCUUUCCCCUCUUAGAAAGCCACUUGCUUCUGACCACCCAUACAAGAUGAACGUGUCUGACGGAAACGACCACUAUGUGUAUGUCCUCAAUGUGUGUGAUUCCCUGGGGCUGGAGUGUCCCGAGAAGAAGGACUCCGCAUCAGUCUGCCAGUUGAAGGAACACGAGUCCACGUUUGCCAAGAGCCUCGGAAAGAAAGAUACCAUGAAACUCAGAAUGACAGAUGGAGAGCUGACCUUGACCUACAAAGAUGGAACAGCAUGCCACACCCAUUUCAGAAGGAACACCAUCAUCACAUUCAAAUGCAACAUGACUGCAGCUAACAACGGUCAUGGCUGGCCAGUGUUUCGGGAGGCUAACAACUGCACCUACCUGUUUGACUGGGAGACAAAGUACGCAUGUGAGAACCGUCUCGCCAUGGGGGCUUGUCGGGUUGAUCACAACCAGCAGCGAUAUGACCUGUCAGCCCUCGUCAGGAACUCGGGUUCAAACUGGGUGGCCCUGGACGGUGAGAACCAGUAUGAGCAGUCUCACUACUACGUCAACGUCUGCAACGACGUCCUCAACAUCACCACAGGCUGCACCGCCAGCAGUAUCUGCAGGAAAGAUGCUAAAGGUAAUACCAAGAAGCUUGGCCGAUUCGCACAGGCUCCAAAAUAUGAUCCCUCAUCUAAGACACUCCAGAUAACCUACACAGGGGGGGACAGCUGCCAGCCGGGCAAGACCACCUCCUCCAGAAUAACCUUCAUAUGUAAACCAGGAGACUUGGAGAGUGGUCCGGUUCUCAUCCAGGAGACAGAUGACAAGUGCAUGUAUGAGUUUGAAUGGCACACUGCUGCAGCUUGUGUAUUGUCAAAGAAGAAAGGAUCCAACUGUAAAGUCUUUGACGAUGAUGCAGGUUACAGUUUUGACCUGUCCCGUCUCAAGAAGCCAGACGGGAAGUACUACAAGGUCUCCGAGAGCAGCAACAUGUAUGACUUCUUCCUGAAUGUGUGCGGCGCCGUCACUGGCUCCAAAUGUGACACAGGACACACCAACACGGCCGUGUGUCAAGUCAAAAAAGCUGAUAAAAGCAUCUACCACAAGACUGGGGAGCCCAACGGUGACAUCACAUACUUCGACGGCAUGAUCAACCUCACCUACAGUAACGGCGACAGCUACAACAACGCUGGCCAUACCCCCAGACAGACUGAGAUUGCCUUCCUGUGUGACUCCACCAAGGGUGAGGGCAGCCCAGAGUUUGUCAGCGAGGCCAACUACACAUACACCUUCAAGUGGUACACAGCCUACGCUUGUCCAGCCCAGCCGAUCGAGUGUGUGUACGAGGACAAGGUCAACAAUAAACAGUAUGACUUGUCCAGAUUGUCAAUGUCGGAGACCAAAGACAACUGGAUGGUGGUUGGGGAUAACACUGAUACUUCACGCAGAUUCUACAUCAACGUGUGCAGGCCGGUCAACCCCGUGCAUGUGGAUAGUGGUCAGUCGUGCGGAGCAUUUGCUGCGGCUUGUGAGACCAAAGUCAAGGAUGGCAAGGAAACUGUCGUGCACAGCAGCCUGGGCGAGGCACGAGUGGGUCCCACAUCGGAUGGAGACCACCCAGGUCAGCUGAUGCUGAGGUACACAGGCGGAGACCAGUGUGUGGACCAAGCCGGGCACAACACAACAAUGACCACAGUCAUACACUUCAGCUGUGCCAAGGGCAAGGUGACAGGAGCCCCGCUCCCGUUCAUCAAGUCCGGCCCUUGUGAGUACAGCACCAUCUGGAGAACGGAGGCAGCGUGCCCCAUUGAUGACGUCGAGACCAACACCAGCACCUGCAGCAUCAAGGAUCCAAAUUCCAAUUUCAUCUACAACCUGAAGCCUCUCAUGAAGAAGGGAGAUGGCUUUUAUAAAGUCACCGCAUUUGACAAGAGGACUUUCUUGUUGAACAUCUGUGGCAACGUGUCAUCCUGCGACCUCCUCACGCCAGACAACGUGAAGGCCUCGGUGUGCGAGGACCAGACCACCAGGAAGCCAGCCCUGGCCAUGUCCAGCGGCUCACUGGACUUCUCAGAUGAUGGACAGUUGAUGCUGACUUAUGAUGGGAGGAGGCUCAGUAAUGGACAACAAGUGCAGGUGAAGAUUUCCUUCGUCUGUCGAAGAGAUGCAGGCGAUAAUCCGACAUUCGUACGCCAAGAAGACAACACGUAUUAUUUCAAGUUCGAGACCGCUCUGGCCUGUCCCCCACAACCUGUUGACUGCAUGGCCAUAGAUAAACGUGGCAACGAGUAUGACCUCACCGCCUUGGCCAAGACCUCGUCCAAUUGGGUGGUGAGGGACACAAGGGAGGGCUACUCUAAGUUGAAAUACUACAUCAACGUGUGUCGCCCUAUCAACCCAGUUGCAGGCUCAACUUGUCCUGGUGGGCCUUUUGGAGGCUGUCAGUCCGGGGACAAGUCCUUCAGUCUGGGGUACGUCCAGUCCAAGCCUGUUGCCAUGGACGACGGCUCCCUCGUGCUGCAGUACCGGGGAGGGACUCUGUGUCACAAGGGCACUGAUAAGGAAUCACAUCGCAGCACCAGGAUCAAUUUCAUCUGCUCGCAUGCAGAGAGUGAUCCUGUGUUCAUGGGAGAAACAGAGACGUGUGAAUAUUUGUUUGAAUGGAACACUCCCAGUGCCUGCCCCCAACAUAAAAUAACUGGCAAGGACUGCAAGGUCACUGACCCUGUGUAUAACUAUCAGUUUGACCUUUCACACCUGCACCAAUCAGCUGAGGAUUACAAGGUGAAGGUCGGGGACUACACCUACCUCAUCAACGUGUGCGGACAGCUGGUGUCCGGCACGGGGGCAUGUGCCGGUGUGGGGGCGUGUCAGACUAAGGAUUCAGAUAAAUCCUUCAUUUUUGAUGCAGGAAAGGCCAAUAGUGAUCUCGUAUACAAUGCAGGGGAGCUAACUCUCCGCUACACGGAUGGCAAGUCCAACUGCCAUCACAAGUACAACCGUACGACUAUAAUCACCUUCACCUGCGACCACACCAAGGAUGGGAAGGAGGGGCCAAGGUAUCUGCGGGAAGAUGGAGACUGCACCUAUCAGUUUGAGUGGCCGACUAGCUACGCAUGCUCACCGCACAAGGUGUCCGACUGUACGGCGACCGAUCCCGAGGGCAACGUUUAUGAUUUGUCUUCUCUCACACGAACCAAUGAUAACUACAUUGUUGAUAAGGCUUACAGGCAGAGGAAGUUUAUACUGAAUGUGUGCCAGACAUUGGUUUACAAGAAAGAUCAGACCUGCCCUCCCAACUCGGCAGCGUGUAUGGUGAACUUGACAGAGACACUGCAGGAGAAGAAGUUCCACAAGAUUGGGGAGCUGACCAGCAAGCCAGUGAGGUUUGACACUCUGUCCAAGACCCUCAUCAUCCGGUACGACAAUGGAGAGAAGUGCCCAGUUGCUAACCGGACAGUGUCCACUGUCAUCAUCCUGCACUGUGACCUCAAUGCCUAUGAUACGGAGCCCUCUGGUCACUUCCUGGCCAACCUGUGUGAGCAUCGGUUUGUCUGGACGACGCGCGCAGCCUGCUCUGUGAACACAAGGGAAAGCAGUGCCAAAGGAGGCAACUGCACUGCCACAAACCCAGACUCUGGCUACACGUUUGACCUGAGUGCCCUGAAGAAGUCCACAGGAUAUCACUUCAAUGACGGCAACGACCAUGACUUCCACAUCAAUGUGUGUGGCCCAGUUGCUGGCAGUGGUUGUGACAGCAAUGCUGGAGCAUGUCAGAAGGAGUUGGUGGGGGAAAAGCGGAACUUCAGCGCCGGUGUUGCCAACAGCAACCUGCAGUUCAGAGUCGGCUUCUUGAUGCUGAACUACUCCGGUGGGGCUCUCUGCCACAACAAGUACCACCGCUCCACCAUCAUCAACUUCAUCUGCGGCCAGGAAAAGGGGGAUGGAUUUCCAAUACUGGUGGGCGAGACAGAUGACUGUGUGUAUCACUUCAACUGGCACACGAGCAGAGUCUGUGAGCAAGAGGUAAAAUGCAGUGUGGAAACCCAGGGCCCAAAAGGCAGUUACAAGGUCGACCUGUCUCCACUCAUCAAGGCAUCAGGACACCAUGUGGCCAUUUCCUUGAUACCAGGGGCGGUAAACUCGGGCACAACCUACUACAUCAACAUCUGCCGACCCCUCAACCCCAUCCAAGGGAAACUCUGUCCCCCGGGCUCCUCUGCCUGUAUGAUAGAGGGAGAUAAAACUCCUGUGAGUUUGGGUCACCUGGCUGGAGGUCCGUACAUUGACUCCGUGACUGGGAAGGUGACCUUGUCCUAUGUGAAUGGCAGCAAGUGCUUGAAGGACCCCAGUAGAAACACCACAAGCCAUAUCAUCUUCACCUGCAAAGUCGGCACGUCACUUGGUGAGCCCAAGUUUGAGUUGGCAGAUGAUUGUGACUACGUGUUUAUGUGGUACACCAACCUGGCCUGCCAGGACAACCAGAUCGCCGCCGAGACACCCACAUGCUCGUACAGCGACCCCAGCACCGGCCAACUCUAUGACAUCAGUGCCCUCAACACUCCAGUCAAGGCGUUCCCAGCACAAGGGGGAAGCUUCUUCAUCCAGCCAUGUGGCGCCAUCAGCCAACCCGCCUACCCGGCGUGUGCCGGCUCAUCCAGCUGCCACGUUGACCACAACACUGCCAUGUCGUACGGGGAUGCCAAGAAGGGGAUGUUCAUGAUGGAGAGUCGGGAGAUCCUGAAGCUGCUGAUGACUGGAGGCAGUCAGUGUGAUGUCGGAGGACAGAAGGUGCAGGCCAAGACCGAGAUUCUGUUCCAGUGUGACUACAAUGCUGGCAAUGGGAAGCCCCAAGCGUGGCCUAGUGCCAAGUGUUCCGCCUUGUUUAUGUGGAAGACGAACCUCAUCUGUCCUCCCAUCAUUGAAGACUGUACCCUGGUGCAUGAUGGGACAGUGUACGACUUCGGGAUACUCUCACGCGACAUCGGCAGCUGGAACUACACAGACUCCAAGGGAAACAUUUACUUCUUGAACAUCUGCCAAGGGGUUCAUGGUCGGGCUCGAGGUGAGGGAUGUCUCAUGGACUCGGCUGUUUGCCGCAAGACUGCCGACAAGGGGACAGAUAUGUUGGGAGCGGUGCGGACACAGAAGCUCCAUAUGGAUACUGACGGCCAGACUAUUGUCUUGGAGUACUCUCAGGGGGCUUCAGCCUGUUCCCACAGCCGGCGCCGCAGCAACAACCUCAUGGCCAAAACCAUUAUCAAGUUCAAGUGUGAUAAACUGGUGGGAGGCCCAAGAUUUAUUGAAAGUGCCAGAAAUAAUGAGCAGUGUAUCUUUGAAUUUGAAUGGAAAACAAGACUGGCUUGCAAGAAAGACAUGAUGACGGAGGCAGUACAAGACAGUAACGGUAUCAUCAUAGAUCCGCGGUCCAGUGGCAUGGUGGACAUUAGGAAACUCUCCACUUCACAUCGCGACCACAUUGCACUUGAGAGGAGCAAGGACAACUUCAUUUAUGCCAUCAGCCUGGAGGGAAAACUGGAGUCCACCUCGGCCGGAUCCUGUGUCGGGGCAGCUGUGUGUCAGAGGAAACCACAGGACUCCAAUGUCAAUAACAACCUCGGCACAUUCACCAGCAGGAAGUACUUCUUUAAAGAUGAUCAGCUGGAAGUUGUGUACACCUCACCAGACAAGUGUGUGGGGAGAGACGGUCACAGGCUAGCCAAAAACAUCUCCACUGCCAUUGUGUUUAACUGUGAUAGGUUGAAAAAUAAGAGUGAGCCAAGCUUGACAUACAAAUCUCGCAACUGUUUCUACCUGUUUGAAUGGGAUACAGAUGCUGUGUGCUUCUCUGCGGCUGUAGAUGUUCAGCAUGUGGCUGUCAACGGCGCUGUUGGUGACCAGACUCUGGGUAAUGGUGGCAAGUCCAGCAGCAUCAAGCCCAAGACUGUGGGUGUCAUCAUCUCUGUGUUCCUGUCAGUAAUAGUCAUCUGCAUCGCCCUCAUUGUCUUCCAUAAACCAGAGAGGAGAGCUGCAUUUGCGUCCAGAGUUAAGAGAACUUGCAGAUGUCCGACACAAACUGAAAGACAUAUCCAGUAUUCUGUGUUGACCCAAGAUGAUGUGGACCCAGAGGUGGAUGACGAUUUCUUCAUGGAUCAUGACAAUGAUAUCACAACACUACCCAAUACAUCUACGGACACUACAUUACAGACGACGGCACAAGUCCGGAGUUACCAUGACGACAGUGAUGACGACCUGCUGGCAUGAAGAAAACGUGUACUUUUCAUAACCAUACGCUCAUGACCAAGUCAUAAUAUGUCAUUGUCUCAUCAAAACUCACAUGUUAGCUUCACUACAUAUGGCUAUUUAUUUUUCUUGUUUGUGUUGGUUCAAUUGGUUUCACUGUGUUUAGGUCUGAAAGUAGAUGGCCAUGACUAAAUUACAUGCCUGAGAGUAAUUUAUGGGAGAACAACUUGAAGGAGAUUAAAUGCAUUAAAACAUGGGGAAAACAAACAUAACAUGCAUUAUUUUAGUCACACUUCUGUUUACACUGAGAGGGUACAGAUUUUGGAUCAGGGUUGUAUCCAUUAGCAGCCGGGGCAUGGGUGGCCCAGCCUAAGGCAGCACAAUUUGUUGUGCAAAGUUUGUCUUGGACUUGCCAGAAACCUAUGAUCUUGAGUUUGAAAUCCUGGUUCACAUGAUUCCAUGUCUUGGUUUGUCAGCAUCAUACCUGUGCUCAUCGCCUUCACCAAAGUGGUAAACGUCUGAGACCUGCAUCACUUCUUACCUUCCCACAUGAGAUGCAACUGAACUUUUAAGCCAACCCCAUAUUCAAACCCAGUGCUGUGCUGUGCUGUGCUGUGCUGUGCAGGUUUGCAUCCCUUUUGCAUUAGCUAUAUAGCCAUUUUUGAAAAAUGUAACCAUAAAAUUAUUUCAAAAUCUUUCAAAAUGUGUGUCUAACCCUUACAUGUCCACACAGCGUAUUCAAUACCUCUAGGCUUACUUGCCAUACCACAUCAAUAACCUCAAUGUUAUUUGUAACUUGUGUUGCGUUUUGGGGCUUGACAUCAUCAAAGUGUGGAUACUUCCACAUUAUGUGCAUGUUCCAACUUAGAUAAAUUUAUGGGUACAGGGUGAACCUGGUGUAUAUGUCAACAUGCACCUGGUGCAAGUUCCUUUAUCUGGCCCUGUACUGGUACAUGUCCAUCCUAAUGUUACAUGUUCCUGUGCCAUGUACCAAGCUUUUCCUUUGUUGUCUAAAUAAGCAAUACAAUGUUUGGUAUAUUUGGAGUUCUGAAAUAGAAAUAGAAUGGGUAAUUAUUGGUCGUUUGAAUAUGUUUGAUGUCAAGAUUUUUAGAAAUGUGGCUUUCACAUAACAGUGCUUCAUAUAUUGUGUAAUAUCAUGUCUUUUGAUCAUCACUACUUACCGUCUACCCUUGAAGGUAUAUCACUCACAAUUCAGUGAGAACUGUGAACUUGUUUUGUUCCAAAUGUUUUCUCUUCUUCAGAAGAAUAGUAACAUGUGACCUCUCCCAGUGUCAAUGAAGUCAGUAUGCCAGUAUCAAGUAUCUAUGGGGCACUAUGAAACCCUCCCUAAGUGGUGCCAGGAUUAUGGGUUCAAAUCCCAGAAUCACCCUGAUGAUGAUCUCUGGCCUGUCAGCACCACUCUCAUGCUUCCUUCACCAAUAGGGUAAAUGUGUUGGACCAGCAUCACUUUGGGCUUCUUGUAAUAUUACACGACUUUCUGUGAACCUGUAGUGACACCUUGUUAUCCAGACCUGUUAGUCUGGCUGAAUGGGUCAUUGUUGUGUAUGGUGUACUGCAGAAAUGUACCCUGGCUGGAAUAAUGAUAGAGAAAUAUACCUCAGCUGAACAAGCCCAUUAACGUAUGCACAAAAAUAUUUUUUUGAAUUGUAAAGUUUUAUUGACCUGGAACAGUGAUGUCAAUAUGAAAUUGAUUGUAUUUGAACACAUGAUUCGAGCAGCGAAAGGUCCAAUGCCUACGCCAACCCAUACUGACUGAUUUCGCUGAGGCUUGACAUUCCACAAGUCUGCAGAGGUACUGGAACUAAGGGCUGAAAUUAGAAUGCUAUGCAUUGGCCAGUUUGGGUACAUUCCUGUUGUCUGGUUCUGGGCUACCCUUAGGGUAUAUUUCCGUCAUACCCAACCCCUUGACCUCUUCAUCAUUUGUAUGGAGAACUUCCGCUUUGGCACUAACUGCCGAUAUUCCUGCUAUUCCCCCAACUUUCCAAACACAGAGAUAUGUUAAUGUGAAGGAUCCCAAUCCCAAUGUCAAUGUGGCUGGAUUGUUUCCAAAAUAAUAUCCCAACCUAGCAUUUUGAAACUCAUUUAUGUAUAUAUCCUUGUACAACAUGUGGAUUGCCAACAAACAAAGAAACAACAUCAUUAUUGAAGUUGGCGUCUGUAUGAUUCCACUGUAGAGUCUCGGACCGGACACGUGCCGAGGGUAAUCAAUAGAUGGCUCCAGCUGUCUUUUGUCACAACAUUGCUCAUGUGACAUAUACUAGUUCAGUGAUAUAACUGUCGUCUGUAUGGUGUCCUGGUGAAUGUGUGUAUGGGCUGAUGUUUUCACCAGGUCUGUGUGGAUGAGAUGUGUUGAGGUUGAAGAUGUGUGACUGCGCCAGUUGUUGUAGAAUGCAAUGUCUAUGUUAUACAGGCUGGUGUGGCCUUGUGUCUGUAGACCAAGGCCCCUUGCAUGUGUUAUUGGAACUGGAUUUGUCUGGAGGUCUUUUGUCAUUUUGGAAGAGUUCGCAAUGAAAGCCUCAUUUUCUGAUUAUAAUGUCCAAUGAUUUUUGUUUUUAAAUGAAAAAUUUCUUUUCAAAAUCAAUUUCAUGCCCUAGAGAUAAUUUUGAAGGUUAAAAUGGUUAAAUAUAUUUAACACUUGAAGAAACAGCACUCAUAUCACAAACAAGACUUUGCAUUUGACAAUUUCACAAAGAGACUAUUUAUGUGAUUCCCUCUCAUGAUGAGCUGAGUUUUGCAAACAUAUCACCGAACACUGUGUUAUUCAGCCCGAAUGUGUAUAUUUUCUUUGUUUUGUAUAUAUUGAACCAUCUGCCAAAUAUGUUCAAUAACAUUUGUUUACACUGGGAUCAAUGUGAAGCCUUGGCUCUCUCCCUGUGCUUGUUUCAACAUGUGUUCACUGUGUCUGAGUUAGCCAUGGCAUCAUCACAUCCACCAUUAACAAACAAGAUGAUACAGAUCUGAGAAUCUGACAUGAAUUUUAUUGCUCUCAUCAGGGUUUCUAUUCACUGACAUUUACUGGUACCAGACUCUGUCCCACAGUUUAGGUCCCUCUGUAGCUGGGAUAUUUACCAUUGCAGUGUAAAUUGAUUUGUUCACUGAUAUGUGUUAGUGGCAUGGGUGACCUAGUCGUCACUGGACUGUGCUUGUGGGUUUCAUCAAUGUGCUAAGCAGCAACCAUGUGGGGAUACAGGGUAGACAUUGGUCCCCAGCAACCAGGGCUUGUCCUCGGAGGCGACCAAAUGGAUUGGGAGGUCAGGUUUGGUGACUUUCACUGGGUGUCAUCUUACUGUCACAAUGUGAACAAUUGCUCAUGAUAUCAAUCACUGUUUUUUCCAUUCGGCACCACUCACCCCUUUCCAUAACGCGCAAGUAGACUCGUCCCCCUAUCAGCAAAUGUUAUGUGCGAAAAUACGACAAACCAAUGAGAAUGUGUGUAUGAUUUCAAGUUCUUCGUCAAAGAAUCCCUUAGAAAUAAUUUUUGAUUUUACAUA